Salarias fasciatus (jewelled blenny) is the source of this 929-nucleotide messenger RNA. It is a transcript of the gene prrt2, whose product is annotated as proline-rich transmembrane protein 2. The coding region runs from base 61 to 726 and encodes 221 amino acids. The record is from RefSeq and is a predicted model, not a curated record. Gene Ontology annotation, cellular component: membrane. NCBI's taxonomy places the organism in Eukaryota, Metazoa, Chordata, Actinopteri, Blenniiformes, Blenniidae. The transcript is spliced from 4 exons.
UGGAACCGGCAGCCGCCCACAGGACCAGACCUCAGACAGAGUCUCCGUUUUGCUGACAGCAUGGACGUGAACGCGAUGCCCGCCCCCGCCGUGUGGCCGGGAGAGGAGCAGCCGUCGCUGCUGGACCAGGACGCCUCGCUGUCGUGCCAGGUCGCCGUGCCCGUGCCGUGCCCGCCGCCUCGGGGCGAGGAGCUCGUGCACGGCGGCGGCAGCCCGGUGGUCACGGGGCCCCCCCGCAGCAAGUCCAAGGGAGAGCUGGUCAUCGUCAUCAACGAGAAGCUGAAGAACAGUAAUGGGAUCCACCCUGCAGAGAGCACCUCUCCCGUCAUCUCCUCCCCUCCCAGAAGGCAACACUCCAUCUCCUACCCCCACCACGCCAAAACCAGGAAGGGCAGCAGGGCGGGCUCCAUCGGCUACACCGCCUUCUCGCCCAGGCCGUCGCUCUCCCGCCACUCCAGCAUCGCCACCAACCCGCCCUUGGACCGGACCAAGGUCAAAGACUACCUCCUGCUGUCCGUGCUGGCCUGCUUCUGUCCGGUCUGGCCCAUCAACAUCGUGGGAUUUGUUUACUCCAUCAUGUCCAAGAACAGUCUGGAGCAGGGGAACCUGGACGGCGCAGUGCGUCUGGGACGCGUGGCCAAGAUGCUCUCUGUGGUGUCUCUAGUAGGAGGGACGGUCAUUAUCAUCGCCUGCAUUGUCAACUUGGCCAUAAAUGUGAAAACCUGAGUUUCAUCCCAGGAUGAAACCGGAUAGGACAACUGACUGUCUGGCCUGCACCUGCACCAUCAUCCUUACCGCCUAGUCAUUACCUGGAUAUGUGACAAAGUUGCACCUGAUAUACAGUGCUUACUUAUAUUUCUCCAAUCUAUAUGAAUCCCUUUUGCUGAACGGAAGAGAAUAAAAUAUGCAAAAGCUGCUGCUGGGUCUGG